AUGAGAUUCUAUUCUCUUCUUCCCAUUCUUUUCUUCUUUGUGACUAUACUAGCAAAAGGAAAAACUGGCGUUAUCCCAGGAGAGAAGCAGUGUAUUUUCUUGAAAGGAAUGUGCAAACUCAUAGCAUGCACAUCCACAGAAGAUACCAUCGGUGUAUGUAAUUAUGAAAAAAAAUGUUGUAGGAAGUGGUGGAUUUUUGAUCCCUAUCCAACACCAAUUCCCAAAGGAAAAUCUCCUUAG
Messenger RNA from Chinchilla lanigera (long-tailed chinchilla), 240 nucleotides. Its product is annotated as beta-defensin 130-like. NCBI's taxonomy places the organism in Eukaryota, Metazoa, Chordata, Mammalia, Rodentia, Chinchillidae. Gene Ontology annotation, molecular function: chemoattractant activity; CCR6 chemokine receptor binding. Gene Ontology annotation, biological process: defense response to bacterium; cell chemotaxis. The transcript has 2 exons. Bases 1 to 240 code for a protein of 79 amino acids. The record is from RefSeq and is a predicted model, not a curated record.